UUAGAGUAAGACACCAUUGGGGAUUCGGCCAUUGACUUCAUCGCAUUCACAAUGCGUCUACUGCUAGCCGCUAGCCAGCCGAGCUGAUGCGGUGAGGGAGCGCCGAUGCUGUUGGGUUCACACGCCGCCCGAGUCUGACGUUAAAGGAAUAAAACAAGUGUUUGAUACUUACAAGGUGAAACAGCAGUGGUUGAUUGGUCCUGUCAGCACCACUCCAUUAAAUCAUGGCUGAACCAGAACUCCUGUUGGACUCCAACAUCCGCCUGUGGGUUGUGUUACCCAUUGUGUUCAUCACUUUCCUCGUCGGGGUCAUUCGUCAUUACGUCUCCAUCCUGUUACAGAGUGACAAGAAGCUCACACUGGAGCAGGUUUCAGACAGCCAGGUUCUCAUUAGGAGCAGAAUAUUGAGAGAAAAUGGAAAAUACAUCCCUAAGCAGUCCUUCCUGAUGAGAAAAUUUUACUUCAAUAACCCAGAUGAUGGAUUCUUUAAAAAGACAAAAAGAAAAGUAGUGCCUCCUUCCCCAAUGACUGAUCCAAGCAUGUUGACAGACAUGAUGAAAGGCAACGUGACAAAUGUUCUUCCCAUGAUCCUUAUUGGCGGCUGGAUCAACUGGACCUUUUCUGGGUUUGUCACAACUAAGGUACCGUUCCCGCUCACACUCCGUUUCAAGCCUAUGUUACAGCAAGGGAUAGAGCUGCUCUCGCUCGAUGCAUCCUGGGUUAGCUCAGCGUCCUGGUAUUUCCUGAAUGUCUUUGGACUGAGAAGCAUGUAUUCUUUGAUUCUUGGACAGGACAAUGGUGCAGAUCAGUCUCGCAUCAUGCAGGACCAGAUAAGUGGUGCUGCUAUGGCGAUGCCUGCAGACACAAACAAAGCAUUCAAGGCAGAAUGGGAGGCUCUAGAGUUGACAGACCAUCAGUGGGCAUUAGACAGUGUGGAGGAGGAUCUGAUGAGCAAGGACUUGGAUCUUUCUGGCAUGUUCAGCAAAGAUUUGCCAACAGGAAUUUUCUAAAGGCAUUAAAGGACAUCACCUUAAAAUGUAAUUACGGUUAUAUUGUGUGGACCGGUUUGGAACUAAUGGGACACAUGGUAUUUAUUUUAGAGAAGUUGUGUAAACCUCACUGCAGACAUAUCUAAGUGUGCAUGUACUGUUCUAGCUGAAUUUCUUUUGGUUUACCAAAAAAAGAUUGAGACCUUAUAGAACUUUAUUUGAAAUUAACCUUCAUUUUAAAUAUUACUUUCUUCACUUUCAAAAAUAUAGUAGGACCCAUAUAAUAGCUUGUGCCCUAAGGUAUAUACUCUAACUACUUUCAUCGGUCACCAACAUGGGUCUUGGUUUGAUUUGAAGUAUGUUUGGUGUAGCUGAAACCUCAAACUGAACCAAUUAGCUUUGUACCCAUAUCAUUCGGUUUAGUCUUGUACCCCAUCACAUUCACAUAACAUUCCCCGAUCAGCAUUGUAUGUAUUGAGUUUUUUUUUUAUUCUUUUUAUUUGACUAGACGAUUAACAGGACCAUAGAAGAUGGUCCAUAAAAGUUAACGCAGUUUCCUAACUUACAUGGAAUUUUGAAAAUGGACCAAUUGCAAUUCAGUUAUAUAAAGAGCUGUCCUUUAUUAACAGUGGCAGAUUUUCAUCCGUCAUGAGGGUCAGUGUCAAGCUUUUAAGUUUCGCAGAUUUCCUGCUUUUAAGCGGUAAUUAUCUUCAAUUAUGUUUGAGCAGGAAAUCGCCAAAGUAUCCUCCACGACUGAUAGUGCAAACCUUUGAUAAAUUUCCUUUAAUCACCUGCUAGUCUUUUAACAGAUAUUACCCAUUCAUGUUGUCAUUGUUUUACUUAGGCGUUUGUUUUUUUAAUUACUAUUAUUUAUUUGAUUUUAUUUUGUAACAUUUCAUUUUUGUAAAGCAACACCUUUAUGUACUUGCAGAAGUGUCCGUUCAUAAUAGAACUCGUUUUCUAAAUCAA
Messenger RNA from Ictalurus furcatus (blue catfish), 1958 nucleotides. It is a transcript of the gene emc3, whose product is annotated as ER membrane protein complex subunit 3. The coding region runs from base 225 to 1010 and encodes 261 amino acids. The transcript has 9 exons. Gene Ontology annotation, cellular component: membrane; EMC complex. NCBI's taxonomy places the organism in Eukaryota, Metazoa, Chordata, Actinopteri, Siluriformes, Ictaluridae. The record is from RefSeq and is a predicted model, not a curated record. Gene Ontology annotation, biological process: protein folding in endoplasmic reticulum.